AAGGAGCUUACUGAGAACUGCUGAGAACGGCGGAAUCUCAGAUAAAACCCCUCUCUGCUGAUCUGUGUUACUCCGGUUGAAGUGGAAACACUUUUGAAGCAUGCAUAUCUUUGUAUUUCGUUGUGUACUGACAUGAUAGUCAAAUCAGUUGUUGAAAUAAUCAUUUACAUGCAUAGUCAAUAAUUGGGUAAAGGAUAGAAAGGCAGAUAUAUCUUAAAAAGUAUUUUUUUCAACAAAGUUUGUAUUAUUAAUUUAUUUAAAGCUUUUAAUUUUAUACUACAAAAGAAAUAGUGACACAUCUAAUGAACUUAAGUAGUUUAACGUAAAUAAUUUAAAGAGCAUGUUGUAUUUUGAGAUGUCGCUGUCCAACCAGAUGUGUCAAUUUUUAUAAUUUAAAGGAAGUUCGGUUAACCUAUCAGAAUGUUUGGUACAUUGCGUAACAAAUUUCAAACUGUCCAAGAAGGUUUAUCAGCUAGUAUACGUGGCUUAACGACAUCCGAAAGUUCAAAACCUAAGAAGAAAGCAAAUGUACGAAAUAUUAACUAUGGUGCAGGAGCAGAUAUUCUGCAUUAUUUUCAGUUACAAUGGAACGAAUUGCAUGAACUCGCUGAAUUAAAUGCUGAAAAGGCUCAGGAAGCAGAUACACUUAUUACAAACAUAUAUGAAAGACUGCAAGAAGAGUGGAAUGGUGUUUCUUGCCUGAAUAGCUCUAUAGCUUCCAUACCAAAAAUAAACAAUGAAAUUCAAAUAUUAAUGGACCAAAUUGGAUCUUUGCAAGAAUUAUUUGAGGAAGUUGAAGGAGCAAUGUUUAAAUUGGAAGAUUUAAAUGAAAUAUUGGAUUUACAAAGUCGACAACUAGAUCAUAGAUUUCAAUUGGCUUUGUAUAAAGAAAAGAAAUUAUCUGAAUUAGACUCUGUGAGAGCUAAGUUGGCUGAGGAACAUUCCAAUAAAGUACUGCAACAUGAAAUAAAACAACAGAAAACAUUACGAGAAAGACAAGAGACAUUUGAAGAAGCUUUUAAACAAGAACUGGAAGAAUAUAAAAAUACAGGGUGCCUUCUCAAAUUACCUGCGCUCCAGCAAGGACCAUCUCUGGACGAGAUCGAAUUAGAAACGAAUUCAGCGGACUUUCAUGAAUUUUUAGACAAUUAAAGGUCUAGAAAUUCCAUCAAAUUUUGUUGCGGCAGUCUGUAUUUGUAGCCAUCGGGGGAGUUUGCAGUCUAUAUAGGUAUUCUAAAUAUAAUUUCAAGUUAACAUUUAUCGUAAUCGGUAAAGAAACAAAAUUUAAUGAAACAACUCAUAAUUCUGGAAAAUAAAAGUUUUAAAAUCAAUAGGUCAAGACUAAAGUGGCAAGCAAUAAAAUUCCAGGUGAUUGAUUAUA
This is a messenger RNA of Orussus abietinus, 1381 nucleotides long. RefSeq names its product dysbindin protein homolog (gene Dysb). The record is from RefSeq and is a predicted model, not a curated record. The transcript has 6 exons. Gene Ontology annotation, cellular component: cytoplasm. Gene Ontology annotation, biological process: negative regulation of protein kinase activity. Lineage: Eukaryota; Metazoa; Arthropoda; Insecta; Hymenoptera; Orussidae. Bases 421 to 1152 code for a protein of 243 amino acids.